AAACUAUGUCGACAUUUUGCUCUCAUUCGAUCGCACUUUUCAGAGGCGUAAGCGUUACAAAUUGUGUGCUGGAUGGGAGAGAGUGCCGUCGUCAUCGGGCUCCAGGAAAAUUGAUUCUAGACGAACCUACGAUAUUUAGGGAUUUGUAGUCUUUGUUGAUUUCGAUAAAGCCUCGUUUCACGAUCUCACAAAAAACCCCAUGUCAGUUCUUGAGGAACUGUUCCCUGUUCUAUAUAUAGAAGAAAUUAAAGGGAGGGUUGGGAAUUUAUCAGGCUUGCUUUUCAGGAAUUUUUCUGAAUCCAUGUCGACGGUUAGUUGCAGCGACUCACCGGAACUAGAAUCAUGCCGGGAUGAGAAGGCUGCUCUAAUCCUCAAAUUUGUGGCUAUUGCCUCCAUCCUUAUAGCCGGAAUUAUCGGAGUUGCCAUCCCAUUGAUCGGCAAGAAACGGCGGUUCCUCAGAACGGACACCAAUCUCUUUUUCGCCGCCAAGGCCUUUGCCGCCGGCGUCAUUCUUGCCACCGGAUUUGUGCACAUGCUACCGGAUGCCACAUCGGCAUUGACUAAUCCAUGUCUUCCUAAAAACCCUUGGUCAAAAUUUCCCUUUUCGGGAUUUAUUGCAAUGAUGGCGGCUUUGGGGACGUUGGUUGCGGAUUUCCUUAGCACUCAAUACUAUGAAAGAAAACAAGAGAAGCAGAUCCAAGCUGUUAGAGUGGAAUCGGUUGACUUGGCAUCGGAGGCGGGGAUAGUUCAGGUGGCCGGAAAAGAGAGCAACGUUAAGGUGUUUGGAGAAGAGGAAGGAGGCGGGAUUCACAUUGUGGGAAUGCAUGCUCAUGUUGCACAUCAUAGACAUAGCCAUGGAAGUGGGCAGGAGGGUUGUGAUGGGCAAGUGGGUGAGUAUUCUGAUGAGAACCCACAUAUGCAUUCUCACUCCCACGGGUUCAACGACGACGAUGAUGAGAGUGGUAUACGACAUAUUGUCGUUUCGCAGGUUUUGGAACUUGGGAUCAUAUCACAUUCAAUCAUAAUCGGGCUUUCACUAGGAGUUUCACAAAGCCCAUGUACAAUAAGACCUUUGCUAGGAGCGUUAUCCUUCCAUCAAUUCUUUGAAGGGUUUGCACUCGGUGGGUGCAUCUCACAAGCGAAGUUUGGGAGCGUUCACUCGAUGGUAAUGGCGUGCUUUUUUGCAAUAACGGCUCCUGUGGGUGUGGGUAUAGGGACGGGUGUAUCCAAGUUUUACAAUGCUAAUAGCCCGAGAGCUCUGAUGAUCGAAGGAAUCUUGGAUUCGAUAUCGGCGGGUAUAUUAGUUUAUAUGGCUUUGGUAGACUUGAUUGCUGCUGAUUUCUUGAGUAAGAGGAUGAGAUGCAAUGUUAGGCUUCAAGUGGUGUCUUAUAUUGCACUUUUCCUUGGGGCUGGAUUAAUGGCAGCUCUUGCAGCUUGGGCCUAAGGCUUUCCCACUUGUAGUUUUAUCAAUCUUUUUUUUUUUAAUUCAGAAAUCAGAAAGAGGCAUCAUAUAUUCACAUACGACAAAUCAAUUAAUAUUCAUUUGUUUUUCA
Messenger RNA from Cynara cardunculus var. scolymus (artichoke), 1553 nucleotides. Its product is annotated as zinc transporter 4, chloroplastic-like. Bases 200 to 1444 code for a protein of 414 amino acids. The transcript is spliced from 4 exons. Gene Ontology annotation, cellular component: plasma membrane. Gene Ontology annotation, biological process: zinc ion transmembrane transport. The record is from RefSeq and is a predicted model, not a curated record. NCBI's taxonomy places the organism in Eukaryota, Viridiplantae, Streptophyta, Magnoliopsida, Asterales, Asteraceae. Gene Ontology annotation, molecular function: zinc ion transmembrane transporter activity.